CUCAUAAAAUCUUAACUUCGAAUCUUGUAACCUCGUAAACAUAAAGAUGAAGGGAGUUUGCCUUUCAUUGUUUGUUGCUCUGGUCUUCUUCCAGGCUUUCAACUUAGCAAAUGGACAAGCAAGACUAUUUUGGUGUGUGCCGCUUCCAGGAGUGCCAGAUGCGCAAUUGCAAGCAAAUCUUGAUUAUGCAUGUGGGCGGCCAGAUGUUGACUGCGGGCCGAUCCAACCAGGAGGUGCCUGUUAUGAACCCAACACAGUUGCCUCUCACGCAGCUUUCGCCAUGAAUCUCUAUUACCAGAUUCAUGGUACCAGAGCCGACUGCGAUUUCUCUGGCACUGCUAAUUUCACAAACACAGAUCCUAGUGUUAUGGUGCUUGCAAGUACGUUAACGCAAUUGGAGGAAAACUAUGAUCCAAGCUGCCUGAUAUUGAAAUUUCCAUCUGUCCUUUUCGUUAUAAAGCAUGAGUAUCAGUUUAUUACUUCUUAACAAGUGGUCGCAGUUGACUUUCUUUCA
Messenger RNA from Linum tenue, 514 nucleotides. The record is from the annotation of a GenBank genome assembly. Lineage: Eukaryota; Viridiplantae; Streptophyta; Magnoliopsida; Malpighiales; Linaceae.